ACAAGUUUUCUGAUGUAUUUGCUUGCACCUUCUUCCCCGGCUGUUUGGUGAACCCAGCCCCCCUCUCCCCCCCCCCCACCGGUCUCCCAAGGAUGGAUCAUUCCCAGUGCCUUGUGACUAUAUACGCCUUGGUGGUUCUGCUGGGUCUCCGGCUGGAGCAGGGAGCUUGCCAGCACUAUCUGCACAUCCGACCGGCUCCCAGCGACAACUUGCCCUUGGUGGAUCUAAUCGAGCACCCGGACCCUAUCUUUGACCCCAAGGAGAAGGAUCUUAACGAGACCUUGCUAAGGAACCUCAUGGGCGGACACUUCGACCCUAACUUUAUGGCUAUUUCCGUGCCCGAGGACCGGCUUGGCGUGGACGAUCUAGCUGAGCUGGACUUGCUGCUCAGGCAGAGACCCUCGGGAGCGAUGCCCAGCGAAAUCAAAGGGCUGGAGUUUUACGACGGGCUGCAGCCGGGCAAGAAGCACAGGCUGAGCAAGAAGCUGCGCAGGAAGCUGCAGAUGUGGCUCUGGUCCCAGACCUUCUGCCCGGUUCUAUACACGUGGAACGAUCUCGGCAGCCGCUUUUGGCCCCGGUAUGUCAAAGUGGGCAGCUGCUACAGUAAAAGGUCUUGUUCAGUCCCAGAAGGCAUGGUUUGCAAACCUGCCAAGUCCGUGCAUUUAACGAUCCUGAGGUGGAGGUGCCAGCGUCGGGGGGGGCAGAGGUGCACAUGGAUACCCAUCCAGUAUCCCAUCAUUUCGGAGUGCAAGUGCUCCUGCUAA
This is a messenger RNA of Calypte anna (Anna's hummingbird), 764 nucleotides long. It is a transcript of the gene NOG, whose product is annotated as noggin. The transcript has a single exon. The coding region runs from base 93 to 764 and encodes 223 amino acids. NCBI's taxonomy places the organism in Eukaryota, Metazoa, Chordata, Aves, Apodiformes, Trochilidae. The record is from RefSeq and is a predicted model, not a curated record. Gene Ontology annotation, biological process: negative regulation of BMP signaling pathway; negative regulation of cell differentiation; osteoblast differentiation.